CGGUGCUUUUGUAUUUAGUCUUAUUUAUGACUGUUUGAUUAUCACCGACUACAAUUUAAUAUUUAAACACCGUGAAAACGACUUUGUCGAAAUGUUAGAAAUCUUAAAUCAUCAAAUUUCAGUAAUAACUUUGUUAUGCAUGAUUACCGUUUUGGUUUUUACCAACGAUAUUUCAUCGGAAAGCGGUUCAGUCGAUAAAGAAAAUGAAUUUUAUGUUGGCCGAAAAAAUUAUCACAAUGAUGAAUUUUAUCAUAAGGAAGUCAGACUUUACCAUACAUCGAAACAUGUAUUUUACUGGCUUUAUACAAGAGAUAACACCAGCGGUCAACUUUUAAACAGAAGUGAGGAACAUAUGAUCGAGUCGACGACGUUUAACGAAAAUAAUCCAAUUAAAGUUAUAAUUCACGGUUGGCUUGGCACUACUCAAGAAAAAGAGGGCGUUUGUUCGUACAACGUAAAAUCAUAUUUGAAAGUGGGUGAGUACAAUGUGAUCUGUGUGGAUUGGAAACAAUAUUCGACUGAUUUAACAUACGCAGUCGCUAAAGCAAGGGUCAAAUAUAUUGCUCGAGAUAUCGCCAAGGUGUUGACGAAGAUAACAUACAACUUGACGAUAGCCUAUGAUAGUGUACACGUGAUAGGACACAGUAUGGGAGCACAUAUUGCCGGAUUCGUCGGAAAAAAUUUACCCAACCUUCCUCGGGUCACAGGAUUAGAUCCCGCAAAACCGAUGUACGAGAAAAGUGAUCCAGAAGAUAGACUAGCUAUUACUGAUGCCAUGUUUGUUGAUGUAAUACAUACUAACGCUGGUCAAGACGGGUUAAGCAAAUCUAUUGGUCAUAUGGAUUUUUUCCCAAAUGGAGGAAAAAAGCAACCGGAUUGUGAAAAAUCUACUUCGUGUAGUCACGUAUCAGCCUAUCAUUACUACGCACACUCCAUAUGGGCCAAAGACGAUUACAUUGCAUAUAAGUGUUCCAGUUGGAAAGACUAUGAAGCAAACAUGUGUAAUCAAUCCUACACAACUUAUAUGGGCGAAUUCGUAGAUAUAAAAGGGGAAAACGGUGAUUAUUUUUUAAAAGCGGCCACACGAGAUUAGUAGAAUAAAAUGCUACGAGUAAAUCCAUCACUGAAUAAAAUGAAAAUCUUUAAUAUUAUUAAAACAAGUGUUAUUUAUUA
Melanaphis sacchari is the source of this 1173-nucleotide messenger RNA. RefSeq names its product inactive pancreatic lipase-related protein 1-like. The coding region runs from base 92 to 1093 and encodes 333 amino acids. The record is from RefSeq and is a predicted model, not a curated record. Gene Ontology annotation, molecular function: lipase activity. Gene Ontology annotation, biological process: lipid metabolic process. The transcript is spliced from 7 exons. Lineage: Eukaryota; Metazoa; Arthropoda; Insecta; Hemiptera; Aphididae.